AGGUGGCGCUCUGCUCAGCGGAAGCCGCCCCUCGGUUUCCGGCGUGUGUGCUGCGGGCGCCCGGUGCCGGCGGAGCGCGCGAGGAUGGUCAGGAUGAGCAAAGACAGCAAAUGGCGGCUGCAACAAGUGUUCCGCUGCACACAGUUCGCCAUCCGCUGGGGCUUCAUCCCGACGGUGCUUUACCUGGGUUUUAGAAGAGGUGGGGAUCCAGGCAUGCCAGAACCCAAUCUUCUAAGUUUGCUGUGGGGAUGAAAACAGAAAAGUUAUCAUUUCAACUGGAAGAACCAUUUGAGUGGAAUAUUGGAAAGAACAGAUCAUUGCUGAGGAUGGAUUCCCUGCAUUAUAGAUCUACAACAAAAGGGUUUUCCGGAGGAAGCUUGCAUACAAUAUUUCAAUCCUGUAAAAUAAAACUGUAUGUGGCUCUAUGUACAAUUAGAACUUUAGAAAAAAAGAAAGAAAACAAAGAAGAACCUAACCAUGGCUAUCAGGUGCCUUAGUUUAAAAACUAAGCACUUCUUUAAAAUGAGAUGCUUAUGUGGAAUAUAUUUGAAUGCAUCGAAUGUUAUAUAAAAAGACAACAGUUGUAAUUAUUGAAAUCUUCAAUGUAUUGUGCAAGCUUUAUUUAAAACUCUUCCAUUCAAGUUCAAGAUGAAUAGGGUAAAUUUGACAGGUUUUGACUGUUGUAAAGAAGAUAUGAAUUAGAAAUCCAUCAAUUCAAAUAGUAUGUUCAAGAAGGAACUGCAGAUGCUGGAAGAUCGAAGGUACACAAAAUUGCUGGAGAAACUCAGCGGGUGCAGCAGCAAAUAGUAUGUUCUAUGUGAUUUAUUUGCUUAUAUGCAGCUGAUUAAAGAAAAGACUGUUGUACUCUGAUUAAAUGUGAUCUGUACCUUUCCUAAUAUAUAAUAUUUUACACUCAAUUGUGAAUCUUAGUUUUUGUCCGGUAUCGUCUAUUUUUUUUAUUACUUUCUGGAGGAGCAGGAAUUAGAUGUACGGUUAAGAAAGUCACACUUGCUAUUUAAUUUAAAAUCAAGCUACUUUUUCGUUUUUAUUAACUUUGACAUGUUAUUUGAACAUUGUUGAAUCAUUUAAAUGCUUCUGUUUAUUUUCAUGAGGAUUAAUAUUUACUGUAUGUAUAAAACUUUAAUUGGCACACAAAAAUCUAUAUCACUAAUAAAACAUACUUUCAUAGCUCGCAAAAA
Amblyraja radiata (thorny skate) is the source of this 1199-nucleotide messenger RNA. RefSeq names its product translocase of outer mitochondrial membrane 7 homolog (yeast) (gene tomm7). The transcript is spliced from 3 exons. The coding region runs from base 85 to 252 and encodes 55 amino acids. Gene Ontology annotation, cellular component: mitochondrial outer membrane translocase complex. The record is from RefSeq and is a predicted model, not a curated record. NCBI's taxonomy places the organism in Eukaryota, Metazoa, Chordata, Chondrichthyes, Rajiformes, Rajidae. Gene Ontology annotation, biological process: protein import into mitochondrial matrix.